GGCACUUCAAAGCCGUGAGAGGAGCUACAAUUGUGCUGGAAUGGGCGGACCACAUCAUUGUAUUGCACACCUCAAAAAAAACAGUGCUCUGAUUCAUAAAUAUAAAAAGAUCCUCCGAGGAGGGCACUUUUGUGAUGGCAACUUCACUUCUAGGGGAGGAGCCGAGAUUGGGGUCGACUCCUUUAGCCAUGUUGGCUGCGACGUGUAACAAAAUCGGGAGUCCGAGUCCUUCUCCUUCCUCUAUUUCGGAUAACUCGGCUUCGUUCGGAAAAGGAUUCCACCCGUGGAAACGAGCGGCAGCCAGCAGCUGUAGUUUGGGAUCCAGUUUAUCCUCUUUCGCUCGGAAUGGUGGUGGUUUAAGCGACUCUUUUGGCACGAACACUUCCACGGGAUCCAGUGCCUUUUCCCUAACUUCUGGUACUUCAUCCAACUCCCACUUCGGAAACGACUACUCCGUUUUCCAGGCGUCGGUUUCCAACAACUCCCAAGAGCCCAGCCACCAGCCCAUGUUUAUUUCCAAGGUGCACACGUCCGUGGACAGCUUGCAAAGCAUUUACCCGAGAAUGAGCGUGGCUCAUCCCUACGAGUCGUGGUUCAAGUCCUCGCACCCUGGCAUACCCACUGGGGAUGUGGGCACCACGGGCGCGUCCGCGUGGUGGGACGUGGGAGCCGGUUGGAUUGACGUGCAGAACCCGAACGGAGCCGCGCUCCAGACGUCCCUUCACUCCGGUGGGCUGCAGACUUCCUUACACUCUCCUCUGGGGGGAUACAACUCAGACUACUCGAGUUUAAGCCACUCUGCUUUUAGCACCAGUGCGUCCCCGCAUCUGCUGACCACCGGUCAGCAUCUCAUGGACGGAUUCAAACCCGUGCUCUCCUCGUACCCGGACUCCAGUCCCUCUCCCCUGGGUGGAGCGGGAGGUUCCAUGUUGACAGGGGGUCCGACGGCCUCGUUGGCGGGAUCUCCGCGGUCCUCGGCGCGGCGCUACUCGGGCAGAGCGACGUGCGACUGUCCGAACUGUCAAGAGGCGGAACGCCUGGGUCCAGCUGGCGCGAGCCUCCGCAGAAAAGGGCUACACAGCUGUCACAUUCCCGGCUGUGGGAAAGUCUACGGCAAAACGUCGCACCUCAAGGCUCAUUUGAGGUGGCACACCGGAGAAAGGCCGUUUGUGUGUAACUGGUUGUUCUGUGGGAAGAGGUUCACGCGCUCCGACGAGCUCCAGCGACAUUUACGCACGCACACCGGCGAGAAGCGCUUCGCUUGUCCCGUGUGUAACAAGAGGUUCAUGCGGAGCGACCACCUCAGUAAACAUGUCAAAACACACAGUGCCGGAGGCUCAUCAGGCUCGGGCUCUGGGGCGAGUGGAGGGAAACGAGGGAGCGACACCGACAGCGAGCACAGUGUGCCCGGUAGCCCCUCGUGCCACUCACCUGACCUGUUGCAACCUCCCGAGUCUGUCCCGACGACGGGCAUGAACGGCCGUGCAAACUCCCUCGAUUAAUCCAGUUCAAAAUGCACGUACACGAAUCUCGAAUGGACUAGAAACUUACCUGACGGUUCACAAAAAGGUUGUGCUGUUCGUUCGGUAACACUUUAUAAAAACUUUCAGUAAUUCCAAUUGUUAACAAACACUAUCAGAUCGCCAGUUAAUGCACAUUCAAUUCUGAAUAUCCUAUGUGAAACAAUAUAAACCAAAGUUUCCUCUCUUUUUAGCGGUUCGAGUGUACAUGAACUAAUUUUCUGUUAAGCUUAAUACUAUGUGUUAAGUCAAAAGUGAAAGUUAUUAUAAAGUGUCACCUGGCGAAAUAACCGUGUGGCCAUUUCACUUGGAUGUUGUAAAGUGAUUCAAUUUACGAUUAAAAUGUAAUUUACAAUGAAGUAAGCCUGUUUUGGUCUGCACAGAUUCUGUGAGAUGAAUUUGGUAAAGUAUAAGGGGAUAUUAAAAAGGACAUAAUCUAAUAUGUGCAUUCUGAUGGGUAUUUGUCGAAUAGUUUUAUUUCACUUACUGUUGUUAUGAAACAGAAUUUUUUUUUUUACCCAUCAGUGAAGUGGCCUGUCAUUGCUAACUUUUUGUUUUUCUCAAAACCAAACUGUGGCACUUUAUUCGUGAACACUACUAAAAUCCAGUUUCGUAAGGAUAAAUUGCCGUAGUGUUGAAUAGACUUCGUUUUGUCAUUUACAAAUUCAUUUCUUUAAUAUUCGAAAAGAUAGUCUAUAUAUCGCAUUGGUCUUUGUCGAAACAGACUACAAAUCCUGUUUGUAUGAAAUGUACUUAUUUCUUGUUGCUGCAAAAGAAUGUAAAUAUUGAAAAUAAAAUAGAAUAGACUAGAAGGUUAUUCCACACUGAUGUAAAACUUGGGUAUGUAUUUGUUCAAGACGCAAAUUUUGAAUAGUAGGCUAUUUUUAGUUGCUUAUAUUGAUUCUAGUAAAUAUCCAAAACUGUACGGCAGUGUUUUUUUUGUGAAGAAAAACGUCAUAUUUAUCCACGAGUUGGACUUGAUUUUUUUUAAGGUCUGUCAUAGACGCACUUUGAAAUGAUUUGUAAAAUUUUAAAUUCAGAAUUCAGUGUUUAAUCACGUUUUCUAAUUUAUGUAAGCAUGCAUAUGUAAGGUGAGCGUUUAUUUCACAUCGUUUAUUUUGGAAAAUUGGCUUUCUAAUUUAAGUCACUCAAUAAAGUCAACAUGGAUUCAGCCACA
Messenger RNA from Cyprinus carpio (common carp), 2697 nucleotides. RefSeq names its product sp8 transcription factor b (gene sp8b). Lineage: Eukaryota; Metazoa; Chordata; Actinopteri; Cypriniformes; Cyprinidae. Gene Ontology annotation, molecular function: DNA-binding transcription factor activity, RNA polymerase II-specific; RNA polymerase II cis-regulatory region sequence-specific DNA binding. Gene Ontology annotation, biological process: regulation of transcription by RNA polymerase II. The record is from RefSeq and is a predicted model, not a curated record.